AUGCAGAUUGUUGAUCUCGAGCAAGGAUAUUUCUUGGCCAAAUUUUCCAAUGCCUCAGACUACACAAAAGCCCUAACUGAGGGCCCUUGGACCAUUUUCGAACACUAUCUUGUGGUUAGAAAAUGGUCUCCUAGUUUUCGGAUUACUGAGAAGCUCCCACCAUCGCUGAUCGUUUGGGUGCGCUUUCCGGCCAUGCCAAUCCAGUACUAUCACACUAGUAUCCUCACAGCUAUUGGGAAUAUGAUUGGGAAGCUCAUCAAGAUUGACUUCCACACACAAACUGCUCAACGAGGUAAAUUUGCCAGAAUAGCAAUUGAGAUUGACGUUUCGAAGCCGCUUAUCCCAGACUUCUAUCUUGAUGAUUGCUUGCAAAUGGUUGAGUAUGAGAAUCUUCCCAAUGUUUGUUUCUCCUGUGGAAGAAUUAACCAUGGAAAAGAUGAUUGUUCUAAUUGUGGAUCGGAGAACACAACAUCACCCGUCAUCACCAGGGCUCAAACUUCUAUCCCAAACCAUCAACCUCUCAUCCCAACCAAGAUUCUAUCUUCAACUCCAUCUACCCAACAGGACUCCACAAUACUGAAAUCCAUGGAUCAUCAAUCAGAGCUCGCUACCACUGACUCAGGUUUUGGCCCAUGGAUGAUUGUGAAGAGGAAACCCAGACGGGCGAACAAGAACAAACCACCGAUACUCACCACCGCUGCCGGCAUACCAGCGACCAGCAUACCUACCGAUCACUCCACCGAAAAGUUCAUCCGGGCAGAACGCUCCCAUUCCGCAAUUAAUUCCAACGAAUACCAAAUCCAAAGGAGAGAGAAGGGCAAUAACUCACCCGUGUCAGCUUCCCGAGACCCAUACCGUAAUCAACACCAUGCUGAAUCAAGUCAAGCACAUGCUUCAUCCAAAGCUGCCAGCCAGCGACACUCGGUAGAAGAAAAGACAAAAGGAGGAAAUCACACUGCAAGUGGCCUUCCUCCAUCCCUAGCUUUCAAAGGUAAAGUGACAGACGACACUCUCUCUUCUGCACACUUUAUUUCUUCAACUACCCAGGCUGCCCCUCCCACCAAUUUUUUACCCCAAGAAAAAGGUUUCAUUGGGCUUAAACCCACAUCCUCUAAGGCCCACGAAUUUACCUCCAACCCAUCUGUAACCGAUCAUAAAAAUGCAGACCAUCAACCCUCUACCCUCCCCCUAGCACUCCCACGCGUCCCAAACUUACCACACCCUCCAACUAUUAACAUAUUGGGCCCAAAUGAGACUAAUACCCAAAUGUUCAACCUCCCUCCUUUGAUACCAAACUCGCUAUCGGAGCCCAAACAUACCUCUACCUCUACCUCUGCUGUUUCCAGAAUGAAAAAACCCAAAGACUCGUCUUCAUUAACAAAGAAAGGAACCCCAAUAGCCACAACAACAAAAGCUAUCAAAAUUCAACCUCCUGCUAAGCACAACAGAUGUAAUGAUUCCAAGGAAAGAUCAGUUACUCUCACACUCCAGGAAAUUGAAGCCUGGAGUUCUCUAUCCCAUCAUCUGAAUAGAAAUACAACUCCUCGCUCCGCGAAAACUUUACCGGAUCAUAAGGAGUCGGCCGUCCCAGCUAAUGGAGGCUUCCUCCAUGCACGUCCACCUGAUACUGAUGGGUUGGCAAGAGCACAUGUGCCUAGUCACCAGAGCACUGAGACAACCCUUGAAUCUAACAAGCAAGCGCCCAGACAAGCAGAAGAUGGUGUUGCUCCCUUAAUCGGGACGUGCAAACAAGAUUCAUAA
Linum trigynum is the source of this 1761-nucleotide messenger RNA. The record is from the annotation of a GenBank genome assembly. NCBI's taxonomy places the organism in Eukaryota, Viridiplantae, Streptophyta, Magnoliopsida, Malpighiales, Linaceae.